Phytophthora infestans T30-4 is the source of this 477-nucleotide messenger RNA. RefSeq lists its product as uncharacterized. The coding region runs from base 1 to 477 and encodes 158 amino acids. The transcript has 2 exons. The record is from RefSeq and is a predicted model, not a curated record. NCBI's taxonomy places the organism in Eukaryota, Oomycota, Peronosporomycetes, Peronosporales, Peronosporaceae.
AUGAUUGGAUCAAUUUAUAAACUCGUUUGUAGUCAAAGUGAAAUGUGCUACAUUGGCUCUACUUUUAACAUACUAAAACAUCGUAUGAUUGGACAUCGGUCUCAAUAUAAACGAUGGGAUGAGGGCAACACAACAAGCGUAUGUGCACUCUAUCCAUACUCUCGAAAGUAUGGUCCAUACGAAUUCAAGAUUAUGUUGAUCAAGCAGUAUGAUGUCGCAGAUAGGCAUCAGCUGCACGCUUAUGAAACUCUAUGGAUCAAUAAUUUCGAGAAAACUCGCGUGAAUAGGGCUCCUCCGUUUGCACCACUGAAGCAGCGUAUGCAGAAAGAGACUGUGAAGAGGUAUUGGAGAGCCUAUAGAGAAGAGAUAUAUGAAAAACACGAGCUAUACAACGAGCUUCAUAGAGACAGACGCAGAUCGUAUCAUCUUCAUAUCUCAAAAGCAUAUCAGAUGGGUGGAAGCUCACAUGAGCGGUGA